Messenger RNA from Patiria miniata (bat star), 655 nucleotides. RefSeq lists its product as uncharacterized. The coding region runs from base 254 to 655 and encodes 133 amino acids. Gene Ontology annotation, cellular component: membrane. The record is from RefSeq and is a predicted model, not a curated record. The transcript is spliced from 5 exons. NCBI's taxonomy places the organism in Eukaryota, Metazoa, Echinodermata, Asteroidea, Valvatida, Asterinidae.
GCCCUUGAACGGUGUCAUACCUUGACAAGUCUAUUGUCUGGAAAUGAACUAUACUGAUUGGGUAGUUUGCAUUCAGUCCGCACUGCUGCUACACACUGUACGGAGUCAGAAAAAUUUUGUUCGAUAAAGUCACCAUCUACUGAUCUAGCUUCUGAGUUUCUUCUAAACUUCUAAACAGUAAUAUAGCUGAAUCCAGCCAGACAUACUGGCAAUACCUGCAUCACUGCCGAUCGACAAACAAUAACUGAUAAGGAUGCAGCCAGCUCCGCAGACAGUCAGCUUCAACCAAAGCCACUCCGGGCAAUGGCAGGCUUUAACCUACACUGGAAUCCUGCAAAUAGUCAUUGGAGCCAUAGCUGUCGCUUUAGGUAUUGGCCUAGCCUGUGUUAGCACACCCCUCGGCUACUCGCCCUAUGGCUUUCUCCAUAUCACUGGAUAUCCAAUCUGGUGUGGAGUCUUGUUCUUUUUGACAGCUGGGAUCUUGGGCCUAAUAUCGGGAUGCAAGAAGAGUUCUCACAUGGCUGCGGGCUACCUGGUGGCAUCCAGCUUUGCCUGUCUUGCUUCGGUCUGUGUCAUCGGCUUAAGCGGUACUGAUCUGUCAUUUAUCGUCGGAUAUUCUUCGCGGAGCAGUUAUUACCAAUACAGUGGUUGUUAA